CAAAUCCAGGCAGUCCCAACCUGACCUCCGAGCACCACGGAACCCUGACUGGGAAAAACCGGGAGAGAGAGAAAUCACUUUAAAAAAAAAAGAAACAACAAAAACUUUGUGUCAUUAUUUUUGGCGAGUGUUCACACUGUAGCCCCCCCUCCCCUCUCCCCUCCUCCCUACCCCACCACCACUACUUUAUUUCCACUUCCACACCGGGUUGGUCGCAUCAGUUGGACUAUAUCUUUUUUCCUGGAGGAGAGGAGAGGCAUUCACGGGCACAAGGAAAAAGCUGGUGCACCCCUAUACCACCAGCUGCACUGAACCUCUCGUCCCACCACAUGCUGUAGCUUUUUCUUCUUCGUUUUCCCUUUCUUCCAGUUGCCUUUGCACUGUGUGGAGGAGCUGGUCUGAGUCUCUGGGGUCGUGCUGCUGCUGCUGCUGUUGGUGGUGGUGGUGUGUUGUCCUCUCUAAGAGCCCCGUUUGGAUGCGCUGAGAGAGCGGGGCGCAGCGCUGCAGUACAGUAUAUGGAAGUUGUGGGCUGCAAAACAGAGGCAGGCAGUUGCAAGUUGCGUCCAGGACCGGGAGCCAUGCUUUUCCACGGGAUCUCCGGGGAUCACAUCCAAGGGAUCAUGGAGGAGAUGGAGAGGAGGUCGAAAACGGAGUCGCGCCUGGCGAAGGGCAUGCAGCUGAACGGGAGAGAGUCGACCAUGCCUUCCAUGAGCCCGGAGAAGCCUGCUCUGUGCGCCGGCUGCGGGGGAAAGAUUUCGGACAGAUACUACCUCCUGGCCGUGGACAAACAGUGGCACCUGCGGUGUCUCAAAUGCUGUGAAUGUAAACUCGCGUUGGAGUCGGAGCUAACGUGUUUUGCCAAGGAUGGGAGUAUCUAUUGCAAGGAGGAUUACUACAGAAGGUUCUCCGUGCAGAGGUGCGCACGCUGCCACCUCGGGAUAUCGGCCUCGGAGAUGGUGAUGCGCGCCCGAGACUCCGUGUACCACCUGAGCUGCUUCACUUGCACCACUUGCAACAAAACCCUGACCACGGGAGACCACUUCGGCAUGAAGGACAGCCUGGUGUACUGCCGGCUCCACUUCGAGACGCUGGUACAGGGACCGGACUACCACCCCCAGCUCAAUUUCGCCGAGCUGGCAGCCAAGGGAGGCGGCCUCACCCUGCCCUACUUCAACGGGACCGGGACAGCACAGAAGGGGAGGCCGAGGAAGAGGAAGAGCCCGGCCAUGGGGAUAGAUAUACCGAGCUACACAGGCUGUAACGAGAACGACACGGAUCACUUGGACCGGGACCAGCAGUCCUACCCUCCAGCGCAGAAGACCAAACGCAUGCGGACCUCCUUCAAGCACCAUCAGCUGCGGACAAUGAAAUCCUACUUUGCCAUCAACCACAACCCAGAUGCCAAGGACUUAAAGCAGCUGGCCCAGAAAACAGGCCUGACAAAGAGAGUUCUACAGGUUUGGUUCCAAAACGCAAGAGCCAAAUUCAGAAGGAACGUUUUGCGACAGGAGAAUGGAGGUGUUGAUAAGGCUGAUGGCACCUCACUCCCUGCACCCUCAUCUGACAGUGGGGCCCUGACCCCCCCCUCCAGCGCGGCCACACUAACAGACCUGACAAACCCCUCUAUCACUGUAGUGACCUCCGUCACAUCUAGUUUGGACAGCCAUGAUUCGGGGAGCCCUUCACAAACUACCUUGACAAACCUUUUCUAACACGCUGUCUCUAGCAGACUGAUUUUUUUUAUCUGAUUUGUUUGUUUUGUUUUUUUUUUCUUUUUUCUUUUUUUUUUUUGUCGAUCUACAUUUUAUUUUUUUAAGUGACACCUUUAAAUCUACCAGAGACAGCUCCUUGGAACAGAAAGUGCUGUACUGUGUACACAAACAAGAACAACAAGAGCAAGAACAGCAGCGACCACAUUAAAACACAUGGAAAUCAUUUUAAUGUGUAGCAUCUGAAACCACAUGGCAGCCGUGUCUGUAGUUGAGUUACAGUUUGCAGAGAUUGAUUUUGAACGGGACAUUUCUGAAGUCAAACGGAUUCCACAACCAAUUUACCAGAAAAAAAAUAUAACUUAACUUGAAGCUUGUCUGGAAAACUAGAUUUAAUAUUUGAUUUGACUUGAUUUGUACAUUUGUAUUGAAUUAUGAUGAAAAACAAGCCCUUUCUAAUUUAUGGAUAAUUGGUAAAUUUAAAAUUACACAAAUAUUUUGCCCUCAGAAUCCUGUAUGUGUAUGCACUGUGUUCGCACUAUCCAACUUAACGAUUUAUAUAUUUAUGUUUCUGUUUUGGAAUAAUUUGGGAAUAAACUUGUAGAAUGUUCUGUACAUGGGUAACUCCAGAAAACAGGCUUUAAUUAUUUCUGAAUGUUUCAGUCUGAGUUGGAUGGAAUCAGGCAUUCAAAUAUCUCAUGAAAGCGUCUAAAUUGCAUUAUGAGCAUCGAACCAUUGCAGCUUUCAUGGCAGGUAGAUGCUAACAACAUACGUUUAUGUCUUGAUUAAUAAAUCUACUGUGAUUAAGAGGAAAAUAUUCUGUACAGUGGUAACUGUUCAACAUAUAAUGCAGUCAUAUUGAUGGAAUCUGAAAAUCAUAAAUCGGCCAGAUUGGAAAUUGGUUACUGGACACUGUUGUCAUGGAUUUUUUUUUCAUGACAGAGCACUUUUUCAGAUUUGUUGGCCUCAUAGAUUAACCAUAGUCUAAUGGAUGAAUCCUAGCAAACAUAUCCAUAGAUCCACAGCUAAACUCAAUUGCACAGUGACAAUAUACUGCCCAGUGAAAAGUGCAUUAUUGUUUUUAUCAUGUUGCUCAGGGUAACAAUGUGAUUUUAAAAGGGAAAGGAGUCGAGGUUAGACGUUAAACGGUUGCGACGCUGCAGAUUAGAUUUGUAGAGCUGACAUGAACAUUCAAAUGACCUCAGAAAGGUGGAGUCGUACAGUGAGAGGCAGCCAGUGGGAAAUCAUCGUCCAUGUGUUCUCCUUUUUGGCCAUAUUUAUACUUUCUUUAAAGACACUUGCCACUGAACAGACCAAAAACAUGUUUCUUCUGGCUGAAAGAUAGAGAGAAAAGAAAGAAAUCUUCAACAUUUCAUUGUGAGCGUCACAAUUUGUUCUAUUGUAGAACAAAGUGGUUCUCUAAAUCUACUUAUUGAAGUAGAUGCCUAACUCAGUUCUACUAUGUGCCUUAUGCUAUAACUUGGGAGAAAGUUUGUGAAAUUCAGGAUCUAUGUGUUCUUUGUUAACUGAUUCACAUCCUUUUGACGCCUCACUAGUUUUGUACUGUUUUGCAUCUUAUUUCCGAAGAUCUUUUUAUGGUGUAUCCUGUUAAAAAGGGGGCAGCGAUGUCAUAGAAAGCAUUUGUGCACUCUUUCAGAUAUAGUUGGGUAAUCCAAGAACCUUAUAUAUUGAUCUUCGUGUUAAUAGUUGAGUACAGUAAGUGUUCUAUCAAGAUUGUCCAUGUUUCCCUGUUUCUUGAUAAAGAUGGUGUAUAGAAACUAUUUCCCCUUAAAUAUUUAUGGACCAAACGGUUGUUAUAUAUCUUAUUAAAUUUGUGUGAAUAAAAAUACUUUGCUUUAAA
Messenger RNA from Notolabrus celidotus (New Zealand spotty), 3570 nucleotides. RefSeq names its product LIM homeobox 9 (gene lhx9). The coding region runs from base 516 to 1712 and encodes 398 amino acids. The transcript has 5 exons. Gene Ontology annotation, cellular component: nucleus. Gene Ontology annotation, biological process: neuron differentiation; regulation of transcription by RNA polymerase II. Gene Ontology annotation, molecular function: DNA-binding transcription factor activity, RNA polymerase II-specific; RNA polymerase II transcription regulatory region sequence-specific DNA binding. The record is from RefSeq and is a predicted model, not a curated record. Lineage: Eukaryota; Metazoa; Chordata; Actinopteri; Labriformes; Labridae.